UGCUGCAGUAGGUGUCGCAUGUAGAUGGCCUGAUUCAACCAGCGUGAAGCCACAACUCUCCGGUAAUGUGGAAAAGCUCAUUAACAUAGGGACUAUAUAAAUAACCUACAAGUUUACUAACAGGGAAAGUUAUGUUCCUACAACCAACACCACCAUGUCUGGCCAAGCCAUAGAAAAAUGUGUAAUUAAUGUUGCUGGGAAGAAGUUCUGUAUCCGGCGAUCUCUGCUCCAGAGGUUUCCAACGACAAGACUGGCAACGUUGUCAACUUCGUCAGAGGAAUAUGACAGCAGUACGGCUGAGUUCUACUUCGACAGGAACCCCAGCAUCAUGCACUGUGUGCUGGACUUGUACCGGACGGGGGAGUUCCACAUCCCUAGUAACAUGUGUACCGUGGCCAUCAGGCGGGAGAUGGAGUUCUGGGGCGUCCCCGAGGACAUGGUGGCCGACUGCUGCUGGAAGUCCUUCUCCAUCUACGUCCACGACAAGGAAGUGCAGAAGAAGAUCCAGGAGAUCUUCAAGGAAGACAUAGAUCUGAUGUAUACGAAGGAGACCUCCCUCAAACAGGUCAUCUGGCUCACAAUGGAAAACCCAGAUUACUCAUUUGUGGCUAAGAUAUGGAACAUCAUGUAUAUGAUCUUUAUCUCCGUCGCCAUCAUCGUCUUCUGUCUAUUCAAUGAGCCCAUCUUCAGGGUUAGGACCAACCAAAACAACAACGGCUCCAUCACCAACAACUCGGCGUACGACGAUACCUCGACCUUGGGGAUGUUGAUGAACACGCUCCCCAACCCCUACCUGUACGUCAUCGACAACAUCUGCCUUGUAUUCUUCACUAUAGAGAUUGUGAUUCGCCUAACAGUGUGUCCUAACAAGCCCCGGUUUUUCAAACAUCCUCUGAACAUACUCGACAUAUUUCUUAUCGCCGUUAUGUGGAUUGUGUUCAUCAUGGAUCGAUUCCCUGAAGUCACCCACGAUUCCUCUGAUAUAAAGAGAGUCGAAACCUUCUUACGACUGUGUUUUUCGUUGAGGAUUUUUAGAGUUCUACACUUCGGAAAAAGAUCCCAGACCAUGAAGAUUCUUAUUCUGACGUUCAAGUCCAGCGCCCGAGAGUUGUCGGUCCUUAUGAUUGGGCUUGGGAUGGCCGUGCUGAUCUUUGCUACAUUAGUUUUCACCACCGAGAUGGUUCUGAUGUCGCACACGUUCGACAGCAUCCACAAAGCUUUAUGGUGGGCUCUCAUUACCAUGACAACGGUGGGUUACGGAGACUAUGUCCCCAAGUCAGUUCCUGGGCAAGUGGUGGGUUCCAUCAGUGCUAUAAUAGGACUCCUCAUACUGUCUCUACCUAUUGCUAUUAUCGCCUCCAACUUCAAUGUCUAUAUCUCCAACGUCAGUGCCCGAGAACUCCGAAAGAAGCAGACUCCGAAUGCCUCGACCGAUCCCGACACCCCCCUUCCUGUGGUGGCUAACCCUGGUGAAGACCCUCCGUUGGACACAUCCCACGUGACUAGACUUGAAGUGAAGGAAAUGGAUGAGCAUAUGUAAACCGACAUGCCUCGAGUGUCAUAGAGCAACAAAUUGUUUAACACACGUAAAGAGGGAGGUUUUCGUACAAAAGAGAAAAUAUUAUUAUUGAAAAUUUGUAUGAAGUCAUCUUAGCGUGUUCUGAAUAUUGUUGACGUGCUGAAUUCUGUUUCUGUGAAAACAAUAAAGCAGCUACAGAUAUACAGUGAAGCAUAACAAGUUGUAAGAGGUACAAUGUUCUCUGGUUGUCUAGCUAUGUACAGAUCACCCGCUGCCUUCCUGGUGACGCUGUACGGACAAUAUCUCACCGUAUCUGUGCAUUACUAUGUGAAACUGUAAACGGACGCAUCACAAACACAUUGGACUGUUGUCGGAAAUUUGUAAAAAAAAAAUUCACUGCAUUUAGUGUGGGAUUGUGGAUGUCUGGUGUGUGGCAAAUAGCUUAACCAGCGCAGAUAAUAUUUGUAGCCAUGGUAACUCUGAUGUCAUAACCUGAACAUAUAUGUACAUGUCCAACAUGUACAAGGUCCACUUGCUCCCAAAGCGGCUUUAGCGCUACGACUGUCUUUUGUCUAUAAUGAAAUAUGGAAGUUGUGAUACACAUGUGAUCCAUCUGUGAUACACAUGUGAUAUAUGCGGUCUCACCUUAGGCAAGUGAGUUUGUUCAAAAUUGCCUCUGUUCACCUAACAGAAAAAAUGGGUACCCGGUGGGAUAAGCCAUGUGACUAUAACCUUCU
Haliotis rubra (blacklip abalone) is the source of this 2256-nucleotide messenger RNA. RefSeq names its product potassium voltage-gated channel protein Shaw-like. Gene Ontology annotation, biological process: potassium ion transmembrane transport; protein homooligomerization. The transcript has 2 exons. Gene Ontology annotation, cellular component: membrane; voltage-gated potassium channel complex. Bases 155 to 1540 code for a protein of 461 amino acids. Gene Ontology annotation, molecular function: protein binding; voltage-gated potassium channel activity. The record is from RefSeq and is a predicted model, not a curated record. Lineage: Eukaryota; Metazoa; Mollusca; Gastropoda; Lepetellida; Haliotidae.